AUGGAGGGACUAACAAGCGCCAUCGCGGUGGUCGAGCUUACGGCGAAGAUUGUUUCUCUCUGCGCCGAGUACUCUUCUGCUGUCAAGAAUGCUAGCCACGACAUCCAGCGCCUUCGAGAGCGUAUCAGCAGCCUGGGGACAACGCUGAAGGAUGUAUUGGAACUUCUCCAAGGCUCCCACGGGGCCCGACUUAGGACGUCGCAGAAACUACACGAUGCUCUUAACAAUUCCCGCUUGCUCCUAGACUCGAUUGCUACAACGCUCGAGAGCAAGUUAAAUGGGAGUCGUAAGCAGAAAAAAAUGAGAGCUUUUGGGCUGCGGUCCCUCAAAUGGCCCUUCGAAAGCAAGAAACUGGAGAACACUAUCGCAGCCCUGGAACAGCACCAGAAUACCAUGGCAGUCGCCAUGCAAAUUGAUCAAACAGCCGAAGUCCUCACUAUCAACCACAAAAUUGACUUGUCCAAACUUCCAAUCGCAAAAGGCGCCGCUUACAACUCUCAAGCCAACGAGUAUGAUCCUCGUUGCCAUCCUAGAACUCGGCUCAAUGUCCUCGCUGGAAUCUAUAACUGGUUCGAAGACCCGCGCGGAAAGUGCAUAUACUGGCUAUGCGGUAUGGCUGGCACUGGCAAGUCAACAAUUUCUCGCACAGUAGCAGAAUAUCUUACAGAAAAGAAGAUCCCUUGUGCAAGUUUCUUCUUCAAGAAGGGCGAAGGCGACCGUGGCGGAGCUGCCUUGUUUUUCACUACGAUUGCAGCUCAGCUUGUUCAACAAUUACCAUGUAUAAUCCCUCACGUGAGGGCUGCAAUCGAGGCGGACAUGAAUAUCUCUGAUAAGACCAAGAGUGAACAGUUUGAGAAACUUAUCCUAGAGCCGCUUGACAAGUGUGAGGGCCAACAAUCCACUGUAGUAUCUAUAGUGAUUGAUGCCCUUGAUGAGUGCGAUCUGGAAGAAGACGUCAGACUUAUGGUCCUUUUGCUCGCUAGAGCUAUGGAGGUGACAUCCGUUCGCCUGCGUUUCUUCAUUACCAGCCGACCCGAACUCCCAAUACGUCUCGGCUUUAAAAGCAUCGGCAACUCCUAUAAGGAACUGGCACUUCACGAAAUUCCUAAGCCUGAUAUUAAAAACGACAUUGCCAUAUACUUAGAAGAUGAGUUGAAGGCUAUUGUGCAGCGCUAUAACAUGUCGGUUGAAACAAGACGGCAACUACCAAAGCAAUGGCCCGGUAGCAAAAACACCGAGAGACUUGUUGACAUGGCCAUUCCUCUGUUUAUCUAUGCUGCGACUGCUUGUCGAUUUAUCAGCGAUCGCAGGCUUGGUGGGCCAAAGGAGCAACUGGAAAUAUUUCUCAACUCCCAUCGAAACCCAAAAUCUAAUCUUGAUGCGACAUAUCUACCUGUCCUAGAGCAACUGAUAAGAGAUCUCAAAGGUGGCGAAAAGAGAGCUGUUAUAACUAAAUUUCAAGAGAUUGUCGGUACUAUCGUGCUUCUCGCUAGCCCACUCUCAAUAACUUCUCUUGCGAAUCUUUUGGCAGUUGAUACCGAGAAGAUCGAUAAUCAACUGGACAUGCUUCACUCGGUUUUAAAUAUACCUUUGAGCCCGGAUGAGCCGAUACGACUCUUCCACCUCUCUUUCCGAGACUUUCUCAUCGACAAGGAAAAUUUCGAUAUAAAUCCUUUCUCGGUGGAUGAGCAGAAAACCCAUAAAAUGGUCAUGGUUUGCUGUCUUAAGCUGCUAUCUAGAGACAAUCUUCGAAAAGAUAUUUGUGACCUACGGAGACCAGCAGCACUUCGGUUAGAAAUUGAACAAGAGAAAGUCAAUGCUCGCCUUCCACCGGAGAUGCAAUACGCGUGCCUCUAUUGGGUCCACCAUCUAAAGGAGAGCGGAGGAACAGUCCGUGAUCAUGAUCAGGUCUAUGACUUUUUGAUCCGCCAUUUAUUACACUGGAUCGAGGCCCUGAGUCUUAUUGGUCGUAUCUCAGAGAGCGUUGGUAUGUUGGACAGCCUACUAGGCAUGAUUGAUGUAAGUGGAAGCUGUACCAUGUCAGCCAUUAUCCGCGAUAUUAAGCGAAUUGUCCUUAUCAAUCGCUGGUCUAUUGAUGAGGCGCCUCUCCAAAUCUACUCUUCAGCUAUUUUAUUCGCACCAGAGCAGAGUGUGAUUCGGAACAUGUUUAGAGAUCAGAUCCCUCCUUGGAUUUCCCCGCUACCCCAAGUUGAAAGUAACUGGGAUGCCUGCUUAGCAACACUUGAAGGCCACAGCGGCAGGACAAGAGCAGUCAGCUUCUCUCCAGACGGCCGGCAGCUGGCGUCAGCGUCAGACGAUGAUACAGUUAAGCUCUGGGAUACAGCAACUGGUCGCUGCACGGCGACGCUUGUGAGUGACGGCAUAACCGCAGUCUGCUUUUCACCAGAUAGUCGGCGGCUAGCUUCAACGUCAUCGAAACAAAUUAAGCUCUGGAACUCAAUCACAGGCAGUUGCAUAAUAACGCUUGAUGGCCAUGACCACAUGGUAACAGACAUCAGCUUUGCUCCAGAUGGCCGACGGCUGGCUUCAGCAUCCCAUGAUCUUACCGUUAAGCUCUGGGAUACAGAAACAGGCGAUUGUAUAACAACAUUCGACGGGCAUUAUAAUAGCUUGUUAGAAGGAGUCAGCUUUGCGCCAGAUAAUCGGCGCUUAGCAUCAGUGUCAAACGGGCAGCGCUUCGAUGGUCCUUAUGUGGUAUCAUACGACCACAAAAUCAAGCUCUACGAUACCGUUAUGGGCAGUUGUAUAAUAACAUUUACUGGCCAUGAUGACCGAGUUAAUACAGUUCGCUUCACGCCAGACAGCCGAUGGCUAGCUUCAGCAUCGAAUGAUUCUACAAUUAAGCUCUGGGAUACAGCAAUAGGCAGCUGUAUAGCAACACUUGCUGGCCAUGACGAGGGUAUAAAUGCAAUCUGCUUUACGCCAGACAGCCGGUGGCUAGCUUCAGCAUCGAUGGAUAUGACAGUUAAGCUCUGGGAUAUAGAAACAAGUCUCUGCACCGCAACAUUUAAAGGCCAUAGCCAAUCGGUUGCAGCAGUUAGCUUCGCGCCAGAUAACUGGCAGUUGGCUUCAGCAUCACAUGAUUCUACAAUUAAGCUCUGGGAUACUACAAUAAGUCGCAGUCCGUCAACAACUGAUAUCCACAGUCAGAAAGUAACAGCCAUUUGUUACACCCCAGAUGGUCGGCAGCUAGCUUCAGCGUCAGACGAUCAUACAGUUAAGCUCUGGGAUACAGCAACUGGCCGUUGCAUAGCAACGUUUAAAGGCCAUAGCCGACCAGUUACAGCAGUUACCUUCGCACCAGAUGGCCAUCAGCUAGCCUCAGCAUCCGAAUAUGAUAAGACAGUUAAGCUCUGGGAUGUAACAACAGGCCAAUGUGUGGCAACACUUAAAAAUGAUGCUUACAUAUUAUCAAUCACUUUUGCACCAAAUAGCCAGCAGCUAGCAUUAGUGUCGGGUGCUGUCUAUACUCGGGAAUUUCAUGGGAGUAUAACUAAGCUCUGGGAUAUAACAACAGGCCGCUGCACAGCAGAGCUUAAAUGCAAUGGUAAAUAUAUAUUAUCAAUUGCCUUUUCACCAAAUAGCCAAGAGCUAGUAUCAACAUUAUCAGACCAUACAAUCAAGCUUUGGGAUUUCUCCACUGGCAACUGCACAGCAACACUUCCCAGUGAAGAGCUGGUAUAUGGAAUAAGCGCGAUCACCGUCUCACCAAAUGGCCAAUUGCUAGCUGCAGCAUAUGGGGAUUACACAGUUAAAAUCUGGGAUAUGACGACACAUGAUUGUAUCAUAAAACUCGAGGGCCAUAGUUUUUGGGCAAGUGCAAUGACCUUUGCACCAAAUGGCCAGCUAGUAUCAGCAUCGGGUGACGAUACAAUUAAAUUCUGGGAUAUAGCAACAGGCAUCUGCACGGCAACGCUUGAGGGUUAUGGCAGCUGGGUAGGCGCAAUCAACUUCGCAAAGGACGGCAAGAUUUAUCCAUCGCCACAGUCGCCAAUGCGAAAGCCUCCUGCCCAGGGACUCUCUUCUGUAUCACCAAUCGUCCACCGUCAGGAUAUUGGAGUCUACAAUUAUACAUGGGUUACUUGGGAUUCACAGAGGAUCUUAUGGCUACCACCAGCUUAUCGGCCGAGAAUAUCAGCUGUAAGAGCAUCAACACUUGCCAUUGGGUGCGACUCCGGACGCGUUGUCUUCAUACGUUUCUCAGAUAUGGAUAAACUAUUUAAGGUUCAGAGAUAA
Trichoderma harzianum CBS 226.95 is the source of this 4257-nucleotide messenger RNA. RefSeq lists its product as hypothetical. The transcript is spliced from 4 exons. The record is from RefSeq and is a predicted model, not a curated record. Bases 1 to 4257 code for a protein of 1418 amino acids. Lineage: Eukaryota; Fungi; Ascomycota; Sordariomycetes; Hypocreales; Hypocreaceae. Gene Ontology annotation, molecular function: protein binding.